AUGCAGCUUUCAAUCUUGGAGCAAGAACGCAGACACAUCAAAUCUCGAAUGGAGAAGCUUAACGGCGAUCUAAAACAAGUCCAUGAGGAGAUGGAGAGCUUCAAGAGACACCACGUGAAUCCAAUUCUUGCCUACACCUUCAUCAUUUCAGUUUAUCUAUCUAUGCUCAAUGCCACGUGUCAACAGGCAGCAAACUUCUCAGCUGCUCUUUACGAAUUAAAGAUUAAGUACUGCGAGGAAGUGACGAAUCUAAGAGAGGUACUAGACAGGGAGGCCAUUCACAAUGAGCUGGCCCAGUUCAAAGUCUAA
Molecule: messenger RNA, 309 nt
Organism: Caenorhabditis elegans
Lineage: Eukaryota; Metazoa; Nematoda; Chromadorea; Rhabditida; Rhabditidae
Gene: K08E5.6
Exons: 2
Coding region: 1-309 (102 amino acids)
Source: RefSeq, marked reviewed